AUGUCUAUUACUAAAAUACCAAUUAAUAUUUCUUCAAUUUCAAAAACAAACAAGUCUCAAUCUUUUCGGAAUAAACAACUUCGUUGGGCAAAGAAUAUAAAAUUUGAAGAUAUCAUCCUAUAUGUUCUUGCUAGUAUAGCUGGUCUCGUCUUCAUUGGAUUUACUUUUGACAGAGCAUAUCAUGUGUGGAAAAAAAAUCGCAUGAAUGGUGGUGCAAUUACUAUAUUUGUUAUGGAUUUAUUAGUAUGUGAAAUGCUUAUCUACUGGUUGAUUGCUGGUAUCUAUGUUCUUAUUCUAAAAUAUUGUCAACAACAUCAACAGUAUCAUCUUCGAGAAUCUAUUGAAUCUAUUGAUUCGUCUAAUUCUAUCAAGAUUAUAUGGUUUUCAAAACGAUAUCUUCAAAAGUUAAAGACGGCGAUGAAUGAAGUUUUAAUUUCGGAACAUCAUCAUUUCAAUGUUUAA
Rotaria sp. Silwood2 is the source of this 462-nucleotide messenger RNA. NCBI's taxonomy places the organism in Eukaryota, Metazoa, Rotifera, Eurotatoria, Philodinida, Philodinidae. The record is from the annotation of a GenBank genome assembly.